GCUAUUUGGCUAUCCACUUCCUUUGUUGUAACCUGACAUUUCUGUGUGUUUUUCUUACUUGCUGUGUUCAUGUUACAACUUUAGAGAGCUCGUCACUAGUCUGAAGCAUACUGGUCGCUAUACAACACACCCUGAAGCAUACUGGUCACUAGAUGACCCAUUAUAAAGCAUACUGGUCGCUAGAUGACAUAUUCUGAAGCAUUCGCUAGACAACUCAUUCUGAAGAAUAGUGGUCGCUAGACAACACAUCCGGAAGCAUACUGGUCGCUAGAUGACACAUUAUAAAGCUUACUGGUCGCUAGAUGACACAUUAUAAAGCAUACUGGUCGCUAGAUGACUUAUUAUAAAGCAUACUGGUCGCUAGAUGACACAUAAAGCAUUCGUUAGACAACUCAUUCUGAAGUAUACCAGUCACUAGACAAUAACUUCUGAAGUAUACUGAUCGCUAGAGAACACAUUCUAAAGCAUACUGGUUCCAAUACUGUUCCACCUGUUCGAACCGUCCUCUGAAAACCUCUUGUGUAGAAAUCAGCAUGUCAUCCAGUAACCAAGCAGGCAUCAGGUGUGAACUCUGUUCGGUGAGUAUUGGUGGGAAGUCUCAAUUAGAAACGCACAUGCGCAUGCACACCGAGGACAGACCUUACACGUGCGGGGUGUGCCUCAAGGCCUUCAAAAUCAUAGGCAACAUUAAACAGCACAUGUGGAUGCACACUGGAGAAAAACCAUUUCAGUGUAACGUGUGCACGAAACGUUUUGCCAGCAGAAAGGCUGUGAAAGAACAUGCUAUGGUCCAUGCCGAAGUAAGACCGUACACGUGUGAAAUGUGCACAAAACAUUUCACGUGUAAUUCCCGCUUGAACCAACAUAUAAAGGCGAGCCAUCCUGGCUGUUUUUCGUUCCAGUGUGAACUGUGCACAAAAUGUUAUACAAAUCGAGUCCGGUUGCAAAAUCAUAUCCUGGCGGAUCACUCAUUCCAGUCGUUUGCAUGUGAUGUGUGCACAAAAAGUUUCAAAAAACGCGACAUACUUGCACAGCAUAUGUUGCUUCAUUCUAGUGAAAAGAGAUAUAUGUGCCAGAUUUGCACAAAACGCUUCAGACAGCGUGUCGGUUUGACACUACAUAUGCGGUGUCACUCUGAUGAGAAGCGUUUCAAAUGUGAAACUUGCACAAAACAUUUUACAUGGAUUGGCAACUUGAGACGCCACCAGGUGAUUCAUACUGGUGAAAAACCUUUCAAGUGUGAAAUGUGCACAAAAUGUUACUCUCAGAGUUCCAGUUUGAAACAACACAUGUUGAUUCAUAUGGGCGUGAAACGUUUCAAAUGUGAAAUUUGCUCAAAAUGUUUUACACAGAAUGGAGACUUGAGAUGUCACAUCCUGACACACACCGGCGAGAAACCAUUCAUGUGUGAGAUCUGUGCGAACUGUUUCACUCAAAAAUCGAGCCUUAGACUGCAUAUGAUGAUUCACAAUAGCGAAAAAACAUUCAAAUGUGAAGUGUGCACAAAAUAUUUUAGGUUGCGUUCUACGUUGAGAAAGCAUAUGGUGAUUCACAAUGGUAAAAAAUCAUUCAAAUGUGAGAUGUGCACAAAAUGUUUCGCUUAUUCUACGAGCCUGAAAUACCAUAUGAUGGUUCACAGUGGUGAAAAACCAUUCAAAUGCGACAUCUGUACAAAAUGUUUCACUUAUGCAUCGAGCCUAAAACUCCAUAUGAGGGUUCACAGUGGUGAAAAACCAUUCAAAUGUGAAACAUGCACAAAAUGCUUUACUCUUCAAUCCAUCCUGAAAAGACAUACGAGGGUUCACAAUGGUGAAAAAACAUUCAAAUGUGAGAUGUGCACAAAAUGUUUUAGGCUGGGUUCUACGUUGAGAAAGCAUAUGGUGAUCCAUGAUCGUUACAAUCUCGUGUACUAUACUUACCAAGUGGACGCAGUCAUGUUCAAAAUGUCAGCUGAUGACCUCCACCAGGAGAGCAGUGAUUCGUUCACGGAUGGUUCCAUCAUGAAAUGUGAACUCUGCUCUAAGUGUUUCAAGAGCAAGUAUUUUCUGGAGAUACACAUGCGUGUGCACACUACCGAGCGGCCGUUCAAGUGUGGAAUGUGCAACAAGGAUUUCACAACCAUAGGCAACAUCAAACAGCACAUGUGGGUCCACACUGCCAAAAAACUCUUUCCGUGUGAUAUGUGCACAAAACUCUUCAGACAGCGAGAAGCUUUGCAGCAACACAUCCUGUCGAGUCAUUCAGUUCAGGAAUCAUAUAGAUGUGAUGUGUGCAACAAAAGCUUUACACAACGUGACACUUUACAGCAACACAUUCUGUCGAGUCAUUCAGCUCAGGAAUCUUAUGUAUGUGAUGUAUGCACAAAAAGCUUUACGCAACGUCAAACUUUGCAGCAACACAUUCUGUCAAGUCAUUCAGUUCAGGAAUCUUAUAGAUGUCAUGUGUGCACAAAAAGCUUUAGACACCGAGACACUUUGCAGCAACAUAUUCUGUUGAGUCAUUCAGUUCAGGAAUCAUAUGUAUGUGAUGUGUGCACCAAAAGCUUUAGACACCGAGACACUUUGCAGCAACAUAUUCUGUCGAGUCAUUCAAUUCAGGAAUCUUAUAGAUGUGAUGUGUGCACCAAAAGCUUUACACAACGUGAAACUUUGCAGCAACACAUUCUGUCAAGUCAUUCAAUUCAGGAAUCCUAUAGAUGUGAUGUGUGCAACAAAAGCUUUACACAACGUGAAACUUUGCAGCAACACAUUCUGUCGAAUCAUUCUGUUCAGGAAUCCUAUAGAUGUGAUGUGUGCAACAAAAGCUUUACACAACGUGAAACUUUGCAGCAACACAUUCUGUCGAGUCAUUCAGUUCAGGAAUCCUAUAGAUGUGAUGUGUGCACAAAAAGAUUUAGACACCGAGACAUUUUGCAGCAACACAUUCUGUCGAGUCAUUCAGUUCAGGAAUCAUAUGUAUGUGAUGUGUGCAACAAAAGCUUUACCCAGCGAGACACUUUGCAGCAACACAUUCUGUCGAGUCAUUCAGUCCAGGAAUCCUAUGUAUGUGAUGUGUGCACACUAAGUUUUCCACAGCGACUCGAAUUAAAACAGCAUUUGUGGACUCAUUCUGGCGAGAAACCGUUCAAAUGUAAAAUGUGUGAAAAGACCUUUUCACGCAUUUCUAACCUGAGACGGCACGCCAUGACACACACCGGUGAACGGCCGUUCAAGUGUGAAAUGUGCACACAGUGCUUCACGCAGAGUUCCAGUCUGAAGCAGCACAUAUUGAUUCACGCCGGCGUGAAACCAUUCAAGUGUGAAAUGUGCUCCAAAUGCUUCACGCAGAGCUCCAGUCUGCGACAGCACGUGCUGAUUCACACGGGAGUGAAACCGUUCAAGUGCGAAAUGUGCUCCAAAUGUUUCACGCAGAGUUCCAGUCUCAGACAGCACAUGUUGAUUCACACGGGAGUGAAACGUUUCAAGUGUGAAAUGUGCUCCAAAUGCUUCACAAAGAACGCAGACCUGCAGUGCCAUGUGCUGAUACACACCGGCGAAAAGCCGUUUAUCUGCGAGGUGUGUGCGCGCCGCUUCACUCAGAAAUCCAGCCUCAAACAGCACAUGAUGAUCCACAAUGGGGAUAAACCGUUCAAAUGUGAAAUGUGCCCAAAAUGUUUUACUCAAAUUUCCCAGCUACGGAGACAUAUAUUGAUUCAUCAGGGCUCGAACUUAACGAUGGCAUCGACAGCCGUUGCCGCCGUUGAGAUAUAAAUUGCUGUAGAUCAGGAGCAUCAUGGACGGCACUUUUGUGCCUUCAGUGUAAAGCUCCUCAACAAUGGAAAAAUCAGGAGCAACAUGGAUGGCAC
Gigantopelta aegis is the source of this 3844-nucleotide messenger RNA. Its product is annotated as zinc finger protein 729-like. The record is from RefSeq and is a predicted model, not a curated record. Lineage: Eukaryota; Metazoa; Mollusca; Gastropoda; Neomphalida; Peltospiridae. The transcript is spliced from 3 exons. The coding region runs from base 534 to 3749 and encodes 1071 amino acids.